Molecule: messenger RNA, 939 nt
Organism: Aspergillus tubingensis
Lineage: Eukaryota; Fungi; Ascomycota; Eurotiomycetes; Eurotiales; Aspergillaceae
Product: thioesterase family protein
Exons: 5
Coding region: 1-939 (312 amino acids)
Molecular function (GO): fatty acyl-CoA hydrolase activity
Source: RefSeq, a predicted model, not a curated record
AUGUCGCUUCAAAGACUCGGAAGGCGACCCCUGGCUGGAUUUGCCGCUCAAUCUUCACCACUUACCACCCGACUCUUCUCUGUCUCGACCGCAUUCCGAAAUGCCCCCGUUUCCGCCCCCAGAACAACGCCAAAGAAGCCUCACACCAUUGAUCCACGAUGGCUGACCAUGACCAAGCGAAGAAUCGGCAGAUGCAUGAUGUUCGGAUUAAAGUCCCCACAGAUUCAAGAAGCCGGGGAGAUCCUACAGCAGAUUGCAAGGGAUUGGCGAGAAUUGAUCGCUGGCAGCGAAGGCUAUUUGACAGAUGAGACACGAAGGGGGCUAUUCCAACAGAGCGUUGCGUGGGGAGAGAUGGCGCUUGCAUCGAACAGGACAGCAUGGGUGUGUAUAUUUCUUUCGAAAGCAACAUUGGGACAUGUGAACAACGUCACAUACCCCCGAUAUGCAGAGACGGCGCGCGUGUACUAUACCCGCAACUUUGCCAUGCAUAUAGACCCGGCCCAUAAGACAGAGUGGUUGAAUCUUGUCAGCUCAAAGGGCAUCGGACUCAUUCUUCGAAGUAUCAAGAUUGACUACAAAUUUCCCAUGACCUACCCCGAUAAAGUUACGGUAUAUCAUAAGCUGGUUCACGACCCGACAUCCCCUGAUGCACCUCGUCAUGGGUUCUAUCUCCAUGCGAUGAUAGUCUCCGAGGCUCGCCAACGGCCCGCUGCCCGCGUUUCCGAGGACCUGGUCAUUUAUGACUACAAGGCAAUCAAGAAGGCGGAGCUUCCGCCGUUUAUCAUGGAACAGUUCAAAUCCACCUGGGAUCUUCAAGAGAAAGCUAAGAGAUACUGGCAGGAGCGCAUCCUUGAUAUAGAAACGAGGGUCCGCACAUUGGAAACAGAGAGCUGGGACCGGGAAGAUGCGGUCGAGGAUACCGGAUCUGCGAAGCAGUGA